This is a messenger RNA of Cavenderia fasciculata, 525 nucleotides long. RefSeq names its product ribosomal protein L21 (gene mrpl21). The transcript has a single exon. Gene Ontology annotation, cellular component: ribosome; mitochondrial large ribosomal subunit. The coding region runs from base 1 to 525 and encodes 174 amino acids. Gene Ontology annotation, biological process: translation. The record is from RefSeq and is a predicted model, not a curated record. Gene Ontology annotation, molecular function: RNA binding; structural constituent of ribosome. NCBI's taxonomy places the organism in Eukaryota, Evosea, Eumycetozoa, Acytosteliales, Cavenderiaceae.
AUGAUGAUGUUAAGAUCAACAGUAUCUAGUUUAUUAAAAACUAGAAUGACAUCUUCUUCAUUGUAUACACCAGCUGCUAUUAGAUCUUAUUCUACAUCUCAGACUGAUGCAGCAGCUGAAACAACCUCUACAACUUCAACAUAUAGUAAUCAUAAAUUAGAAUCAGAUUAUGUUCACAGCAAAGAUUUCAAUACAGUACCAGAAUCAUUUGCAGUGGUUCAUGUCGGUGGCAAACAAUAUAAAGUGAUCAAGGGUGAUGUUAUCAUGUCUGAUAGAUUACCCGUUCAAGUUGGUGAUCACAUCGUACUCGACAAGAUUCUAUUGGUUGGUACCAAGGGGUCGACCAUGAUUGGCACACCACUCGUCGACGGUGCCAAAGUACACGCAUUUGUCGAAGAGCAAACCAAGGCUAGCAAGGUCACCAUUUUCAAACACAAGAGAAGAAAAAAUUACAAGAGAACUACCUCUUUUACUCCUUUGGCAACUGUUUUAAGAAUCGGUGAUAUUAUAUUAAAAAAGAAUUAG